Puccinia graminis f. sp. tritici CRL 75-36-700-3 is the source of this 1686-nucleotide messenger RNA. RefSeq lists its product as uncharacterized. The transcript has 2 exons. The record is from RefSeq and is a predicted model, not a curated record. The coding region runs from base 210 to 1364 and encodes 384 amino acids. NCBI's taxonomy places the organism in Eukaryota, Fungi, Basidiomycota, Pucciniomycetes, Pucciniales, Pucciniaceae.
UGUUCGGCUGCCUCUGGAUCUCAAAAAUAUCUGGGAUCCAGCAUCUCAUCCCUCACCAAGCUGAGAUUCAGCUAUUUUGGUGUAUCUGAAUCCAGAUUCAGAAUCUCAAUCAGCUGGAUUCGACUCCAAGACAGACAAGUCCUCCUGUUCUUCACUCACCUUCCCCAUCCCGCAUCCAACAACCCUCCUCCUCCUUCAUCAAUUCAACGAUGCCUCCAAAAGCCUCAUCUCGGACACAUCGCGCUCCUAUUCUGAUUAGUGGGAAGAAGACACUAGCACCUACACCACGUGUUUUGCAGCCUGCUGUAUCUACAACUCCGAUGUCUGGACCUCCUGGUGGGACACAAGCCGAGGAGGGCAGUCAAACCACCCAACUAGCUGUAGCGUUGCAAAAUCCGACCUUACCUCCUGUGCAGAUUGCUACUCAACAAACGGUGUCCGAUGGCCAACUGUCCCAGGUUUCAGCCACCCAGAAGAAACUUACCUGUCGCUGGACCGAUGCGGACGAUGAAGUCUUGAUCAACGGCUUGAAGGAUGAAAAAUCUCUUCAUGCAGGCACCACAAACGGGUUCAAACCUACUUCCUGGGUACAGGUUGCAAUUGCUUUACAAGGUUCCGAACUAGUGACCGAAUCUAAAGCAAAGGAUGCCAGCACAUGCAAGAGCCGCUGGGGAGCUUUGAAGAAGCUGUAUUUAAGCUUCAAGACCGUUGCUGGAUUGUCCGGGGCUGGUUGGGAUGAGACUGCAAAAAUGAUCUCGCUUCCCACUUCAGUAUGGCAAGAGCUAGCCAAAAACAAGAGUGCGGCAGGGCGCGACCUAUCUCGAUGGCAGACACGAGCGUUACCGCUUUACCACGAUCUGGCGUUCUUAAUUGAGGGAAACACGGCUAAUGGGGACCUGAUGAUCACCACUGUUGAUAGCCCUCCGGAAACCCAACGCGAUGUCGGUAAUGAUGUCGAUUCUAGUCCCGAAGAUGAGGAAACCAAUGUUGAUCUUGGGAAUGAAGAAGAUGACGAUGAUCACCAGUCACCUGUUGCACCUAAGUCGACCCCAUCAGUCCCAUCCAAGCGCAAACGAGGUUCGGCAUUGUCACCCGAUGGUAUCCUUGAUGAGCUCAAGUCAAUGAGCUCAUCCAUCUCCCAGGCCAUGCAGGCCCCCAUUCCACCUCUGAUUUUCACUCCAUCGGCUCCACCCCCAUCGGUUCACAUGCGAGCGAUUGAGCUAGUGCAAAACGAGGACAACUUGUCAAACAAUCAAGUAUUCGAAGCGGUCGAGUUCCUUGGGAAGGACAGCAACGCCGAGGUAUAUGUUUCCUUCAACGCAACUCUCCGUUCCACCUGGCUCCGUAUGAAGUUGGGAUGGUAGCCGGUUUUUUUCCUCACAGCUCUCAUGGAAUCUCUCUUGAGGGCUUUAUUGCCUCACUUAUGCAAUGUCAUGUUGAAUGAUUAAGCUGUUUCUAUUGUGCAAAUGAUAGAAUCAAUAGAUUGUGUGAGGCUGUAUUGAUUGUGAUUAGAACAACUGGUCUUUGCUGUGAAUUGUUUACAAACUGCCUCUUCCAUGUCGCUGACGAUGUCGGAGAAGCUUUUGGUAGUCAGCCCACAUCCUAAGGGCAAUCUCAUCUCGCUUCUGGCUUGCACGAGCAGAUUCAGCCCUGGUGAUUCCAGAAGCAUGCAACACACCAUACUCA